Messenger RNA from Gymnodraco acuticeps, 660 nucleotides. RefSeq names its product ATPase H+ transporting V1 subunit F (gene atp6v1f). Gene Ontology annotation, molecular function: proton-transporting ATPase activity, rotational mechanism. Gene Ontology annotation, biological process: proton transmembrane transport. Gene Ontology annotation, cellular component: proton-transporting V-type ATPase, V1 domain; membrane. The record is from RefSeq and is a predicted model, not a curated record. Lineage: Eukaryota; Metazoa; Chordata; Actinopteri; Perciformes; Bathydraconidae.
AUGCGCAGAUGUCCUGCGCGCGUAAAACUGAUCGCGGUGAUCGGGGAUGACGACACGUGCACCGGGUGGUUCCUGCUGGGGGGUGGGGGCGAGCUCAAUAAGAACCGGAAGCCCAACUCUGUGGUCGAGAAGGAGACUAGCGUCGCGGAGAUAGAGGAGACCUUCAAGAGCUUCCUGGCCAGGAGCGAUAUCGGCAUCGUUCUGAUCAACCAGUUCAUCGCCGAGAUGAUCCGCCACGCCAUCGACGGCCACCUUGAGUCCAUCCCUGCCGUGUUGGAGAUUCCUUCAAAAGAACAUCCGUACGACGCCAGCAAAGACUCCAUCCUGAGGCGCGCCAAGGGCAUGUUCUGCGCCGAGGACUUCCGCUAACCAGGGGCCCUGAACGCACCGCUGACCAGGAGCCUGAACGCCCCACCACUCUGUAGACACCUCUGUACAGUGCUGUGUUUCCUCUUAUUAAUAUAGACCUAAAACGCACACCACCACCUGUGACCCUCUGUACAGUGGAGUAUAGUGAUAUGUGUUUCCUCUGAGUGUGUGUGUGUGUGUCACUUGUUCCGGGAGGUGGAGGACGGUCAUGUGAUGAGUUUUGAUAUUUACUUCCUGUUUCUGUUGUUGAUUGUUUAACUUAUAAAAUAAAGAUUCUGUUGUUUGUGAUUU